This is a messenger RNA of Cladophialophora immunda, 1924 nucleotides long. RefSeq lists its product as uncharacterized. Lineage: Eukaryota; Fungi; Ascomycota; Eurotiomycetes; Chaetothyriales; Herpotrichiellaceae. The transcript has a single exon. Gene Ontology annotation, molecular function: exopolyphosphatase activity. Gene Ontology annotation, cellular component: cytoplasm. Bases 147 to 1808 code for a protein of 553 amino acids. The record is from RefSeq and is a predicted model, not a curated record.
CCUCACCGUGUUCAUAGAGCUUCUCCAGAGCAAUCCGCGACACUUGCACCAUUGCAUACUCUUAUUCUCGCUGGUCUCGUCUUCAUAUCAUCGCGAUAAUUGAAUGGAAUACUAUUCCUCCUGCAGCUCAAAAGAAACCUCUCUCGAUGUCUAGCCUUCGCGCGGGUGACCAUCACCGAAACGACGACUGUGAAAUGCGGUCUAUGACAUCUUACUUCUCGCGCAUGAGGAGCCUGGCCCUUAACAGCAGCGUGUCUUCAAAGUCUUCGCAUUCUGCCAAUGGCACAUCAUCGAAACCUGUCCUGGUAAUGGGCAAUCCCUCGGCGGACCUGGACAGCUUCGUCUCCGCCGUGGUUACCUCCUUUUGCUACAACCUGGCUGAAAACGAUGCGGCUUACGCCAGGAGACCCAUUUACAUUCCGCUGUUGAAUCUCCCGUCCGUCAGAGCAAGCGACCUAUGGAGACUUCGGCCCGAGUUUGGAGUCGCACUGCGAUUGGCGCUGGGGGAGUCGCCUGACACCGUUGGCAAAGAGGGGCGGGAGCAGGGCAAGACUGAUGCACUGAAGGAACUUGUCACCAUCGCGGACAUUAAGGCUGAUGAGGGAUCAGAGCUACAUAAGCUCUUCACCGACUCCAAGAACUCCGAAUCACAGCCCUCAGAUGCGACGGAGAAACAAUCCCUCUUCCUGGUCGACCACAACUCUCCGUCAAUACCUGGCCUGUCAGACGAAGCGAUAUCGGCCAGAUUUACCGUCUCGGGCUGCAUCGACCACCACGUCGACGAAAACUACGUCGCCCAGGAUGCAGAUCCACGGAUCGUCACGACAGGGAUCGGGAGCUGCACCAGCCUUGUGGUCACGCACUUCCGCGAGCGGGGGAUGUGGCCUUCCUGCUCGAGCGAGCAGCCGGACGAACAGGGCCCAAACACACCGCACAUCGACCCGGAGGUGCUCCAACAGAUAUCCAGACUCGCCCUCGCCCCGAUCCUCAUCGACACCUGGAAACUGCGGGCCAAGGGCGACAAAUGCUCUGACACGGACCGGGAAGUCGUGCGGUUCUUGGAAUCCGUGAUCGCAACGACAGGCACGGGCCAUAGAGACGCCGCCUCAUCGCCGCGAUCGUCACAGCCCGCACGGCAAUCCGCCCCGGCGGGGAUGGCGGAGUGGGACCGCGACGCCUUCUUCUCCUGCAUCGCGACCGCAAAGGCCAACUCCCUGGACCUUCUGACGAUGCAGGAGGUGUUUGAUCGCGACUACAAGGCCUGGACUGAGCGCACCUCCGGCUCCAGCUCUGGCGGCGGUGGUGGUGGUGGUGGUGGUGGUGGUGGUGGUAGUGGCAAGGAAAUCAACAUCGGCAUCUCCAGCCUGGUGAAGCCGCUUUCCUGGCUCGUCGCGCACGCCGGCACCGGCGCCGUCGACGCCUUCCUCGCCGAGAUCGAGGCCUUCGCGACCGACCCCGCCCGCCGGCUGGGCGUGUUCUGCAUGCUCACGCGCACGGGCGACGGGCGCAAGGAAGUCGCCGUGCUGGCCCUGGACGAAGCCGUCGAGGGCGCGAUCGACGCGUUCGAGGCACGCGGCCGCGACGAGCUACGCUUGUCCGACUGGUCUGCUUCAGCUGCCGCCGCUGCGGCUGGAGAUGGCGGCCCCGGCGGAAGCAGCGACGGGGAGGGCGAGGUCAAGGGACUCACCGAGGGGCUUACGAGAAAGUUCGGCGACAAGGGUCGCUGGAAGAUCUGGUGGAUGGGAGACACGAGCAAGAGUCGCAAGCAAGUCGGGCCGCUGUUGAGAGAUGCGGUGAGAAACCUGUAGGACGACGGGGAUUGAAUCUGGUAUACUACUUGAGUCGCUCCAAUGAUUCUGCAUGUAUUGGGAUCAUAUUCAUGCUCGGAUUCUCUCUGUGUGUGUGAGAGAAGAGGGAUAACUCU